Messenger RNA from Candidula unifasciata, 831 nucleotides. Lineage: Eukaryota; Metazoa; Mollusca; Gastropoda; Stylommatophora; Geomitridae. The record is from the annotation of a GenBank genome assembly.
AUGAAAGGGAAAGUGGUGCUGUUAUUAUCAACAGCAGUUUUUAUUGCUGCAUAUUUUAUAAGCCCCAACAGCGUGUCUUCAAUAUUAAAUAGUGUAUUUGCCUUAUUUGAACAUUCGCAAAACCGCAGCACCCCUCCCACUUCCGUGACAGUGUUUAGUAAGGAAGAGCUGGCAAAAUUCAAAGGCGAUAAUGGUGAAACCAUUUAUUUAGCACUAGUUGGUCAUGUUUACGAUGUUUCAAAAGGGCGAAAACAUUAUGGUCCAGGAGGAGGUUAUGAAUUCUUUGCCGGCAUAGAUGGUUCUAAAGCAUAUGUGACUGGUCAGUUUGAUAAAGACGGCUUAGUUGACGAUAUUUCUGAACUAACACCAGCAGAAGUCCUCUCACUGGACAACUGGAAGUCAUUUUAUGAGAAAGAUUACACUUUUGUUGGCAAAGUCGAAGGUGCAUUCUAUGAUAAAAAUGGGGCAGAGUUGCCAAUGUUGGAUGUUUACAGAAAGAAGUUGAAAAUUGCAAUGCUAGAGAAAGAGAUGGUUGAAAAUGACAAUCGUUUGUUUCCUCCUUGCAAUUCAGAAUGGAGUCAGGCUAGCGGUGGGCGAAUUUGGUGCACAAAACUAAGUGGCGGUAUAGCCAGAGACUGGGUUGGUGUACCAAGGAUGUACUAUGUUGCUGGUAGCUCCAAACCUAGGUGUGCAUGUGUCAGGACAACAGGCCCACCAUCUCAUGAUCCAGAAAGUACACAGCAUAAAAACAGAGGUGAUUUAGACAACCCGAACCUGAGCAUUUAUCCAAACUGUGAUGAAAUGUCUGAGUCUUGUCCGAUGCCUCAGUAA